GGAGCCGGGCCUGGUCCCCCGCUCCUCCGCCCGCGCGCUCAGCCGCCGGGGGCCUGGUGCUUCCCCGGGGCGGGUGCUUCCCUGCGCCGGCCUCGCUCCGCCGUCUGCACGUCUCAGCGUCCCCCUCAGGCCGCUCCAGCAGUGGCCUUCUAGGACCAGAGGUGCCUCGGGAGGGCCCCCGGGGCUGGGACGCCCAGGGUCACGUCAACCACCCCCCACCCCAACCGAGGGGACGGGAGGGGUCCUGCGCUGGCUCCGCCAUCGCACCCCGACCCGGGCGUUGGGAGCUCCGAGGGCCGCCUAGCUCUGCUCUCUGGGCCUCAGUUUCUUCCAUCUUUAGAAGUUGGAGAACGGUUUGAAAAAGUAGGGGAGUCCCUGGGACGCGAAGGCCUUGGCUCACGGGGUGGGGUGGGUCUGCCACGUGACCCGAUUGCUAUGGCACCCACGGGAACAAUCGGGCCCGCGGCCCCGCCCCUUCUCAUCGACCUCCCCACCCCACCCAUCCGCCUCCCCAGCCCCGGCAAGGGCCUCCCCGCCCCUCCGGGGCCCCAGACCCCCUCGGAGGCACUCCAGCUUCAGAACGCUCUAUCGAGAAGUGCCUGCACUCUGUGCCUUUCAUCCACUGAUUUGGCUGCAGUGAGUCUCGUUCAAGGGACGAUCACUUUGGAUAGCUUGUUACAGCUCUUCUCACGACAUUCCUGGCGUGCAUGUCACAAGUCGCUAGGAUCAAGAACCAAGUCAGUUUUGCUCUCAGGGGCUCUUGGGGCCACCAGCCAAGCCCCUGCGCUCUUCCUCCCCACAGAUCCCCGUUCUCCUGUGAGUGACCGCGGAGGAAGACCAUGAACGAGGUGAAGGAGUCUCUUCGAAACGUCGAGCAGAAGUACAAGCUCUUCCGGCAGCAGCAGUUCACCUUCGCCGCCGCCCUGGAGCGCUGCAGGGAGAACGCCCACGACAAGAUCCGGCCCAUCUCCAGCAUCGGACAGGUGCAGAGCUACACGGAGCAUUACUGCAACAACUCCACGGACCGGCGGAUUCUGCUCAUGUUCCUGGACAUCUGCACGGAGCUGAACAAGCUGUGUCAGCACUUCGAAGCCCUGCACUCCGGCACCCCGGUCACCAACAACCUGCUUGAGAAAUGCAAAUCCCUUGUUAGCCAGAGCAACGACCUGAGCAGCCUCAGAGCCAAGUACCCGCACGACGUGGUGAACCACCUGAGCUGCGACGAGGCCAGGAACCACUACGGAGGUGUCGUCAGCCUCAUCCCCAUCGUCCUGGACUUAAUGAAAGAGUGGGUCGCCCACUCGGAGAAGCUGCCCCGCAAAGCCCUACAGCACGUGAGUGAGCCCCGGGCACACCAGGAAGCCGCCGGCGCGGCCGCUCGUCCUCCUUGGACCGCAGGCUCCCAGCCUCGGUUAAGAAAGCACAAAUGUAGGCGACUUAUAAAAGACAGCCCCAGGCCUAGGGGGAAGGACAGAGGAUGUUCCAAACCUCCCUGGAGACCACCCGGCGGGAGACUCUAACUCAGAGUCGGCAACCUGGUGCGGCCUGUAGGGCGCUUGGUCACUUAACUCGGUCUCCACCGGCGGAUCCAUCCUUCUGGCCCCCCCCAGUCCCCCCCAACAGAUGAACCCCAGAGAGCUUGCCCAAUGUACUGUCGAGAACCUCUCUCCCUCUCUCUUUCACUGCUAAGCUCUCCCCGCCUCUGAGUGUCGGGCUCUGUGCCAGCGACAAGGACCCCACGUCCAGUGUUGUUGCGAGAGGGUGUCCCGGGGAGGCUGCUGAGAGCUGGGGCCAGCGGCCUGCCUGGGUGCUCUGGGGGCUUCCAGCCCGCACCCGGCCAGGCCUGGCCACGCUGCAGUUCCGGCUUUCGGGCUGAGCCGUUGAGCCGGAGGCCUGCCGGCGCCUUUCCCGCCGCCGCGGCAACUGCAGGCGAGGCCCGGCUGCUCGGCCUGGGGGGGCGCUGAGGGCCAGCACGGUGGCCUUCCUCGGUGUGAUUAGGUCUCCGGACCAAAACCCGAAGGGGAAUGAACCUGGCUUUGCUCUCCUUUACUUGGGAGAGGGAGACCAUGAGAGAAGCUGGAAGAAUUCUGAUUUCGUGGCUCCUGUGCAAGGACCGUGUCCUGCUGUCCACAACACAGUCCUGGCCCCGACGUUCUAAAAUGUGUGUCUGGCUUCUGAGCUGGAAGUGCCGGCUGACUGUCGGCUUUUCCCUCCGCAGGGGGCGACCUAGCUUCUGUGUUCUUGCUUCCUCGGGGCGACCGACAAGAAUAAAAAGUGUUCUCCCA
Lutra lutra (Eurasian river otter) is the source of this 2285-nucleotide messenger RNA. It is a transcript of the gene SPACA9, whose product is annotated as sperm acrosome associated 9. Lineage: Eukaryota; Metazoa; Chordata; Mammalia; Carnivora; Mustelidae. The transcript has 5 exons. Bases 840 to 1520 code for a protein of 226 amino acids. Gene Ontology annotation, cellular component: ciliary base; acrosomal vesicle; sperm flagellum. The record is from RefSeq and is a predicted model, not a curated record.